Molecule: messenger RNA, 258 nt
Organism: Miscanthus lutarioriparius
Lineage: Eukaryota; Viridiplantae; Streptophyta; Magnoliopsida; Poales; Poaceae
Source: the annotation of a GenBank genome assembly
AUGGCGUCCAUCACCAAAACCGCCCGUCUCCUCGUGCUCGCACUGUUCGUCGUCUCCGCGGCGAUCUUGCCCACCGGAGCCCGCGGCGUUGGUAUUGGCAGCGGCGCUUUGCAGCCUGACCAUCCUGCAUGCCCCACGGGGAAGUGCCCAGUUCGUGGACGUCCCUACCGUCCCUUUCCCCGUCGCGGUGGCGGGCCUGGUGCCUCCUACCCUGAGGCACCGCUUCCCCAAUUGAACGGAGAGAAACCACGUCACUGA